Molecule: messenger RNA, 3527 nt
Organism: Phialemonium atrogriseum
Lineage: Eukaryota; Fungi; Ascomycota; Sordariomycetes; Cephalothecales; Cephalothecaceae
Product: MCM-domain-containing protein
Exons: 3
Coding region: 153-3236 (1027 amino acids)
Biological process (GO): DNA replication; DNA strand elongation involved in DNA replication; mitotic DNA replication initiation
Cellular component (GO): MCM complex; nucleus
Molecular function (GO): single-stranded DNA helicase activity; single-stranded DNA binding; ATP binding
Source: RefSeq, a predicted model, not a curated record
AUUUUAAUUUCGCGUUUAGGCCGUGGUUGUUCCCACACCUUCUCCAGCCAGCCCUUCAAUUGCGACCCGCACAAGUCUCCCCCUCUCUGGUUUCCAUCCCUCGUCCUUCCUACUGUUACCUUUCUUGUCAACACCAUCGAACAGCGGUCAACAUGUCUUCACCGUCAGGCCGUCGAACCCGAAAUGCAGCGUCCUCCACCCCAGGUCGCUCAACUCGCAGCUCCCAGGCUGCUCGGAGCAGCCCCGCUCCUGGCGCUCCUGAUGCUGCUGAGAGUGCCCCAGAAAGGACUCCUCGUCAGACUCGUGCAUCGCAGUUGGCUUCCAGCCCAAUGUUCUUCCAGUCUUCCCCUGCCAACGCCGCUGCUGGAGCCUCUUCGCCGCUGCGCCAGAUGAGUAACACGCAAACUACCAAUUCUCAACCGGCCAACGGUGCACCAAGUUCUCCUCUCCGCCAGCAGACGGAUACCCAGAGUAUAGACGGUGACCAGACUCCCAGGGCCAGCGCUCUCAUCGGAGAGUCCUCCCCGAUCCGUUAUGAACCGAGUUCCAGCCCCGGCCGACAUCUUGCACAGACUCCAGACCUGCGGAGCGAGAGCAGCGGCUUGUUUGUCAGCUCGUCGCGCCCGCCCCGUUCUCGCCGAGGAGACAUCAAUCCAGACCUUAUCCGGUCUCCAGCUAGAAUUCCGCGUCGCAUCCUCCUCGAUGACGCCGGCCGGGUCGUUCGCGACGGCUCCGCUCUCGGAUCAGACGUCGCGUCGUUCUCAAACAACAACCCCAACACAUCGGAAGCGGAUGCGCUUGGCGGAUCUAGUCAGAGCCUUAUCUGGGGAACCACCGUGUCUAUCGAUGAUUCCUUCUCCUCCUUCAAAGACUUCCUCAAGAACUUCACGGCCAAGUAUCGGAUGUGGGCGGACGGCGUGGCUGAGGCCGAUACGGAUGGUGAUCCCGAGGCAGACUCUAAGCCGUACCUGGAAGCUAUGGAGAACAUGUUGCUUCUCGGCACAGAUAAGCUGUACCUGAACAUCCGGGAUCUCAAGGCCUACCCCAGAACGCAGAAGUUGUGGCACCAAGUCCAGGCAUACCCGCAAGAAAUCGUCCCUGUCAUGGACCAGUGCGUCCAGGACUGCAUGUUGGAGCUCGCUCGGGCUGAGAUGGCAAACCAGCGGACCAGCCAGAGCAGCGCCGGUGCCAACGGUGCCCCGUCAACUCAGAGCUCCGAACCGGCUUUCCCCAGCUCUGAGCGGAGCGAAGAGCCUUCGACCCCUCGACCGCAGCCGGCCCAGACCACUCUCGAGGACCAGGUCAACUCGAUAGGCUACGUUGUCAGGCCCUGGGGUCUCGACAACACCACCAACCUGCGUGACCUGAACCCCUCCGACAUGGACAAGCUUGUGUGUAUCAAGGGGCUCGUGAUUCGCACUACUCCGGUCAUUCCCGAUAUGAAGGACGCGUUCUUCAAGUGCAGCAUGUGCGGCCACUCGGUGAACGUUAGUCUGGAUCGCGGCCGGAUCCGCGAACCUACGGAAUGCCCUCGCGCCAGAUGCCAGUCCAAGAACUCGAUGCAGAUUGUCCACAACCGUUGUUCGUUUGAGGAUAAGCAAGUUGUUAAGCUUCAGGAGACCCCGGACGCCGUCCCUCCCGGCCAGACGCCACACUCGGUGUCUGUCUGCGUCUACAACGACCUUGUGGACUUCUGCAAGGCCGGUGACCGUGUUGAGCUCACUGGUAUCUUCAAGGUCACCCCUGUUCGGGUAAAUCCUCGGAUGAGGACGGUCAAGAGCGUCCACAAGACAUACGUGGACGUUCUGCACGUCCAGAAGGUUGACCGGAAGCGAAUGGGUGCCGACCCCUCGACUCUCGACCUUGCUGAAGACGAGGAAGCUCAAGCCGAUGGCACCGGCCUCGAGGAAGUGAGGAAGGUGAGCCCCGAGGAAGAGGAGAAGAUCAAGGAGACCGCGGCUCGUCCGGAUAUCUACGAACUCCUAGCUCGCUCGCUGGCACCAUCGAUCUACGAGAUGGACGACGUAAAGAAGGGCAUCCUCCUCCAGCUCUUCAGUGGCACCAACAAGACGUUCCACAAAGGAGGCAGCCCCAGGUAUCGUGGAGACAUUAAUAUCCUGCUGUGUGGUGAUCCCUCCACCUCAAAGUCUCAACUCCUGGGCUAUGUCCACAAGAUUGCCCCCCGCGGUGUCUAUACCAGCGGCAAGGGCUCAUCCGCCGUUGGUCUCACGGCCUAUGUCACUCGCGAUCCAGAGAGCCGGCAGCUCGUGCUCGAGUCCGGCGCUCUGGUGCUCUCGGAUGGCGGUGUUUGCUGCAUCGACGAGUUUGACAAGAUGAGCGAUUCUACCCGCUCGGUCCUCCACGAAGUCAUGGAGCAGCAGACAGUGUCUGUCGCCAAGGCAGGCAUCAUCACGACGCUCAAUGCCCGGACGAGCAUUCUGGCAUCGGCGAAUCCCAUUGGCAGUCGGUACAACCCAGACUUGCCCGUCCCGCAGAACAUCGACCUGCCGCCGACGCUACUCUCCCGUUUCGAUCUUGUCUACUUGAUUCUAGACCGUGUUGACGAGAAGAACGAUCGCCGGCUAGCCCGCCACAUGAUGUCGAUGUAUCUCGAAGACAAGCCCCAUUCGGCUCAAUCGAACAAUGCUAUCUUGCCCAUCGAGUUCCUCACCACCUACAUCUCAUACGCCCGCGCCCACAUCCACCCAACCAUCUCCCAAGAAGCCGCGCGCGAGCUCGUGGACGCCUACGUCGAGAUGCGCAAGCUAGGCCAGGACGUGCGCGCCGCCGAGAAGCGCAUCACGGCGACGACGCGGCAGCUGGAGAGCAUGAUCCGGCUCUCCGAGGCGCACGCCAAGAUGCGCCUCGCCGGCGAGGUGACGCGGGCCGACGUGCUCGAGGCCGUGCGCCUCAUCAAGUCGGCCCUCAAGACGGCCGCCACCGACGCCCAGGGCCGCAUCGACAUGUCGCUGCUGACCGAGGGCACCAGCGCCGCCGAGCGCCGCCGCCGCGCAGACAUGCGCGACGCCGCACUGCGCCUUCUCGACGAGCUCACCGCCUCGGGCGGCGCAGUCAAGUUCGCAGACGUAGCCAGGCGCCUGGGCGAGGCCGCAGGCGUGCCCGUCGACCCGGCAGAGUUUGCCGAGGUGAUGCGCGCGCUCGAGAUGGAGGGCGCGGUCAUGAUCAGCGGGGAGGGCGCGAGGAAGAGCGUGAGGAGGGUCACGGCCGUUGUCUAGAUCGGGGCCCCUCGGUUGUCACUUGCCAGGGGCGUGUUGGGAAGGAAUCAAGGCAUUUUUUUUUGUUCGGUUGGCUUAGGAAGGGGGUGCCUGUCUGUUAUUUCUUUUCCCCCUUUUUGCGGCGUUGCUCACUCAUCACGGACGUUGCCAUGUCGUUCAGACGGAUUUUGCGGAUGGAAAGAGACACAUCGGGGAGGUAAUGAGAACAUCGGAAUGUAUGUCAUACAUGAGCUUAGAUGAAUUCCAUGGCUUGGUUUUACACUUGGUCCGGGUUAUCACUGUCGAAUGGGA